Messenger RNA from Brenthis ino (lesser marbled fritillary), 1158 nucleotides. The record is from the annotation of a GenBank genome assembly. NCBI's taxonomy places the organism in Eukaryota, Metazoa, Arthropoda, Insecta, Lepidoptera, Nymphalidae.
AUGUGGCGUCCUACGUUUACCAUAUUACGUAAAGUUAUUUUUCCCUCGAUUAAAGAAAAUGUCAGAUUGUCUAAGCUCUUGUAUUCAACUAAGAGCCGAUUACCCCGGUCGACGGCAAAAUUGACCCUCAUUAGUGCAAGUGUCGGUAUUUUAGUUGGAGCCGGAUAUGGAGGUUAUACCCAUUAUAAAAUAAACUCAAAAAAAUCUCUUGUUCCUACGGAAACGGAAGAACACGCGUUUUUGAAAGAAGCUCCAAAAUAUCAUGCUCAACGCAAGAUUGUUAAUGAGUCUGAUAAAAGCAAUCUGCAAUUAGUGCUGUUCCAGUAUCAAACUUGUCCAUUUUGUUGUAAAGUUAGAGCAUACUUGGAUACUCGUGGUAUUAGCUAUGAGAUAGUUGAAGUGGAUGCAGUCCUUCGACAAGCAAUAAAAUGGUCAGGAUAUAAAAAAGUACCAAUAUUACUUGCCAAAGUGGAUGGAGGUUAUCAGCAACUAGUGGACAGUACAGCAAUAUUGUCGAUUCUUGAAACAUAUUUGAGAGAUAAAUCAUAUGAAUUAAGUGAUAUUAUUAAGUUUUAUCCAUUGACAAGAUAUGUCACUGAUGCUGGCAAGAGUACUUUGGAUGUGACUAACAAAUAUUUUGUCAUGAGCAGCAGUGUUGUACCAGAUGAAAAGCAACGUGCUAUUGAAGCAGAAGAACGUGAAUGGCGACAAUGGGCAGAUCGAGUUCUUGUUCACACUUUGUCACCCAAUGUAUAUAGGACGGCUAGUGAGUCACUAGAAACCUUCAAAUGGUUUGAAGAAGUCGGUGGAUGGAAGCAGUCAUUCCCUAGUUGGGAAUGUGUUUUAAUGGUUUACGUUGGUGCUGCUGCUAUGUGGAUUAUUGCUAAGAGAUUAAAAACCAGACACAACAUUAAAGACGACGUCCGACAGUCACUGUAUGAUGCUGCCAAUGAUUGGAUGAAUGCAAUCAGUAAGAAAGGCACACCAUUUUUAGGGGGCAAAAAACCAAAUCUUGCCGAUAUAUCCGUAUACGGUAUAUUGAGUAGUAUAGAGGGGUGUAAAGCUUUUCAAGAUUUGAAAGAUAAUACGGACAUAAGCAAAUGGUUCGAUAACAUGAAACAAAGUAUGCAAGAGAGCCGUGGAAGAAUGUUGGCAGUA